Trypanosoma conorhini is the source of this 861-nucleotide messenger RNA. RefSeq lists its product as uncharacterized. The record is from RefSeq and is a predicted model, not a curated record. Bases 1 to 861 code for a protein of 286 amino acids. NCBI's taxonomy places the organism in Eukaryota, Euglenozoa, Kinetoplastea, Trypanosomatida, Trypanosomatidae. The transcript has a single exon.
AUGUGCGAUGAAGUGGGCGGGGCGGGACCGUCCACCGAGACGGACGCCAACCUCUCCAUCAAGACAAUUAUGGAGCAGCAGCGCGUCAUCGGCACCCUUCGCGAGAUGGUCGCGGCUAUGAAGACGCGGCUGUCGACGCUUGAGUCCGCCGCUGCCGUGGGGGCGGCGCAGUCCUCCGCCCCCGAGAAUGGGGGUCACACUCGUGAUGUUUCCUUCCACGAAAAGGAGGUUGAACGCCUUCGCCGCUCCGUGGAGCUGCUAACCAGCGAACGCGACGCGGCAACGGCGAAGUGCGCGGUGUUGGAGGCUGCCGUGGAGCAGGGGGAUGCGCGGGUAGCAGAGGCUCUUGCGUGCUGCAGACGACUGCAGACGAUGGAGAGGGACUGGCGCACAACGCGCGUUCUCUUGAAUCUUGCCGAGGCGCGUUACAAGGAGGCGGAGCUGCACUGCAGGCAGUUGAAGGAUGGAAUGGAGGCCCUCUCGUUUGAGCGCGCGCGAUGGCGGGCUCUUGCGAUGUCCAUCGCACACCGACUUGACGCCGAGUCGCGGGAGCGGGCGCUGAUGCACAUCAACUCUUUGGAGCGUGAGGAGCGCAUGCGCACAUCAGAGCACCCAACGGUGUCGCCAAGCAGCAAAGUCGCUAAAACAGCAGCGCUUGCCGGCCGCGAGGGUGCAGCGUGUCUGCCACAAAUUGACCCCACAGACCUGAUGAACGCGUGGGGCACGCGAGAAACGGCCUUGUUGCCGUCACUCGCGUGGAGUGGUGUGGGAGAAAGGAACGCCACGCAGCCCUCACCGGCAACGCAAUCUAGAGUUACAGGCCUGCGGCGCAAAGGAGGCCGUUAUUUGGUUCCGUUGUAG